Messenger RNA from Pseudonaja textilis, 2402 nucleotides. Its product is annotated as keratin, type II cytoskeletal cochleal-like. Gene Ontology annotation, biological process: keratinization; intermediate filament organization. Gene Ontology annotation, molecular function: structural constituent of skin epidermis. The record is from RefSeq and is a predicted model, not a curated record. Lineage: Eukaryota; Metazoa; Chordata; Lepidosauria; Squamata; Elapidae. Gene Ontology annotation, cellular component: keratin filament.
CUCUUUUUAUUCCUUCCUUCUGUAGCUCAGCUUUUGCUCAGCUCUCUUUAGCACUCUUUGAAUUAGGCACAAUGAGUAGGCAAUUCAGUUCUAGAUCUGGGGGAGGGAUUAGGACUUCCCGGGGAUAUACCUCUUCCACUACUGUCAUUCCCAGUGGAACCAAAGCUAGUUUCAGCUCAGUUUCAUUAUCCCGUGGUGUGAAGGGAAGUGCAGGAUUGGGUGGGGGCUUUGGUAGUAGAAGCCUCUACAAUCUCGGGGGUGGCAAACGGACCUCUUUAGGAAUCAGCCAUAGCAGCAUUGGAGGAGGCUUUGGGAUUGGCCUAGGAUAUGGUGGUGGCGGCGGUGGUGGUGGAGGAGGAUUUGGUAGUGGCUAUGCAUAUGGAGCUGGAGGUUUUGGUUUAGGAGUAGGAGUAGGAGGCUAUGAUGGUGGACUAAGAAUGGGGCCCAUGGUUCCUCCUGGGGGCAUCCAGAAAGUGACUGUCAAUCCCAACCUCCUAUCACCACUGCACUUGGAGAUUGAUCCUGACAUUCAAAAAGUGCGGCAACAGGAAAGGGAACAGAUCAAGACCCUCAACAACAAGUUUGCAUCCUUCAUUGACAAGGUACGGUUUCUUGAGCAACAGAACAAAGUGCUAGAAACAAAAUGGAAUCUUCUGCAACAACAGGGCAGUUCAGCUCCAAAGUUCAACAUAGAUUUAUUAUUCGAAACUUACAUUUGUAACCUCAAAAAGAACGUGGAUCAGUUAACGAGCGAUCGGGCAAAGCUUGAUGGAGAGCUAAGAAAUGUACAGGAUCUUGUGGAAGACUACAGAAGGAAAUAUGAAGAUGAAAUUAACCAACGCACCGCUGCUGAAAAUGACUUUGUUGGUAUCAAAAAGGAUGUUGAUGUUUCAUUCAUGCAAAAAAUAGACCUGCAAGCAAAGACUGAUAGGCUGACAGAUGAGAUCAACUUCCUGAGGACCCUCUUUGAGGCUGAACUGAUUCAAAUCCGAGGACAAAUUAGUGACACCAACGUUGUUUUGCAAAUGGACAACAACCGAGAUCUGGACCUCAGAAGUAUCAUUGCUGAAGUGAAAGCACAGUAUGAAGACAUUGCCAACAGGAGCCGGGCUGAGGCAGAAGCAUGGUAUCAAGGCAAGUUUCAGGAACUUCAGAACACAGCUGUUGGUCAUGGGGAUGACCUCAAAGAUAUGAAGAAUCAGAUUGCGGAACUGACUCGGCAUAUUCAGAGACUAAAAGCAGAAAUUGACAAUAUGAAGAAAGUGAAUGAAGGUCUUCAAAAAGCAAUUGCUGAUGCUGAACAGCGUGGGGAGUUGGCCCUGAAAGAUGCCCGCGUGAAAUUGAGCGACCUGCAACUGGCUCUGCAAAAUUCGAAGGAUGAGCUGGCACGUCUCCUGCGUGAUUAUCAGGAGCUGUUGAAUACCAAGCUGUCUCUGGAUAUUGAGAUUGCUACAUACCGCACGCUGCUAGAAGGCGAAGAAUGCAGGAUAUCUGGAGAACUCACUGCCCCUGUCAGCAUGUCGGUGAUCAGCAGCUCAUCUACCAUGAGUGGAGGCAGUCGUGGAGGAUUUGGCCUGGGGGUUGGGGGAGGAGGGGGAGGCAGUGGUGCCGGAGGCAGCCUGGGCCUGACAGUGGGAGGAGUUGGUGCUGGCGGCUAUGGUAUAAGCACUGGAGGGAGCAGUUAUAGCACUGGAAGCUAUGGUGGGGGAAUAGGGGUUGGAGGUGGAGGAGGCUCUUCCAGCAUGAAAUAUGUCUCAACCACAACCUCAUCGUCCAGCCGAAAAAUGGUCAGAUAAAAAAUAAAUAACAUGUUGACAAUUGAUUCUGAAAAAAAAAAAUGCUCCUAAUCGCCAGCAUCAGCACAAGUCCCCAAGCUAGUCAUCCUUCUUCUUUUUACCCCCUGAGAAGUUUAAUAUGAACAGGCAUUGUCCCUUGUCUCCUGAAUGGACACCUCUGAGCAGGUGUUGGCCAUUCAUGAGAAAUGGCUCAUAUCACCCCCUUCGCCAGGCAGUGUUGAUGUUACAAGUCUCUUUCCCAACCAACGUGACUUGUGGCUGUCGAGGCGUCUCUGAUUUUUCCUCUCUCUGUUAUUGCAAUUCUGCCUUCAGUAAAGAAGUACCACAUUUCGUACAGGCUGAAUGAAUUAAAACACCCCUCCCACGUUGGACAAAAUUGAUGAUUUCCUCCCCUACUUUCUUUCAAAAGGAUGACAAUGCCCUUCUGUGAUAGGAAUUCAGACAAGUUAACAGAGUUGGAAAGGACCUUGUAGGUCAUCUAGUCCAGCUCCCCUCCUCCACCACCUCAUGAAUUGGCAAGCAAGUUUUAAAUCAGCAAAUCUGGAAUUUGGUGAAGGCUGAUUUUAGUCAAAAGCAAACAAACCAAAAAGCCAAGCCCAAGCCUUC